Molecule: messenger RNA, 1262 nt
Organism: Vicia villosa (hairy vetch)
Lineage: Eukaryota; Viridiplantae; Streptophyta; Magnoliopsida; Fabales; Fabaceae
Exons: 6
Coding region: 124-1101 (325 amino acids)
Molecular function (GO): oxidoreductase activity
Source: RefSeq, a predicted model, not a curated record
UAAAUUCGUCAAAAAAAUACGCGUGUAAUAACACCUCUCCUUUCACAUUCUUGUUUUCUUCUUCAGAGAGAUAUUACAGAAUAGAAGAAAAUUUGCGUGGAACAAUCAACCAACAACACUGCAAUGAAGGCCAUUGUAAUAACCUCACCAGGUGGACCUGAAGUUCUUCAACUCCAAGAUGUCGAAGACCCUCAAAUCAAAGACGAUGAAGUCCUCAUCAAAGUCCAUGCCACUGCCCUUAACAGAGCUGAUACCCUUCAGAGGAAAGGUGGCUACCCUCCCCCUCAAGGUGCAAGCCCUUACCCAGGUCUUGAAUGUUCUGGAGUCAUUGAAUCCGUUGGUAAAAACGUUUCCAAGUGGAAAAUUGGCGAUCAGGUAUGUGCUCUUUUAUCUGGUGGUGGAUAUGCUGAGAAAGUAGCUGUUCCUGAAGGACAAGUUCUUCCGAUUCCGUCUGGGAUUUCUCUCAAGGAUGCGACUAGUUUUCCUGAGGUUGCAUGUACUGUGUGGUCGACUAUUUUUAUGAUGAGCCGGUUAUCUAAAGGGGAAACCUUGUUGAUUCAUGGAGGUUCAAGUGGAAUCGGCACAUUCGCAAUUCAGAUAGCUAAAUACAUAGGAGCGAAAGUAUUUGUUACUGCAGGUAGUGAAGAGAAGCUAGCUUUUUGCAAGAGUAUUGGAGCUGAUGUCGGUAUCAAUUACAAAACCGAGGACUUUGUUGCAAGGGUGAAGGAAGAAACUGGUGGUCAAGGUGUCGAUGUUAUUCUUGAUUGUAUGGGAGCAUCCUACUUUCAAAGAAAUCUUGAUAGCUUAAAUUUCGAUGGAAGGCUUUUUAUAAUCGGCUUUCAAGGGGGUGUUACUACACAGGCCGAUCUACGUGCUAUACUUGGCAAGCGUCUCACUGUACAAGGGGCUGGCUUGCGUAGUAGAAGUCCUGAAAAUAAAGCUGUGAUCAUUAGUGAGGUGGAGAAGAAUGUUUGGCCAGCAAUUGCAGAAGGAAAGGUUAAGCCUGUGAUCUACAAAACUUUCCCUCUGUCUGAAGCUGCUGAGGCGCACCGGCUUAUGGAAAGCAGUCAGCAUAUUGGAAAGAUAUUGCUCCUGCCAUGAAAAACACUCGUCAGAUGCACGUGACAUAAAAUACUUUUGGAUCAUUUGAGUUUAGACCAUUGUGUUAAAUAAAGUUGUGGUUUACAAUUACAUUGAAAUGUGUAAGUUAAUUUGCGAACUAAGAGGAUAAUAUUUUAACUUCUUUCUUCUAUUUUGGUUUC